AUGAAGCAGCUCACUGUGUCUGAUGGAUCUUCAUCUCCGGCCGAGAGGAUGCGCUGGAGUUUGGUUUUGGUGCAGUUUCUGGCGGUGCUGGCGCUGGGGAUCCGCCCAAGCUCCGGGGCUGGUUCCUUGACCAGGUGUCCGUGUCCAUCCCUGAAUCUGUGCCAGCCUCUGCCCGCCGACCAUCAGUACCAAGUCGAGGUCGUUGUCUUUGAUAGUGGAGGAAUGGAUUGGAAACAUUACGACUGGUCAAAGGUCACGACAAUUGUUGCCUUUGGAAAGUAUGACCGUGAGCUAUUGUGUCAUGCUCAUGCAAAUCAUGUUCGAGUUGUCCUGAAAGCAACUAUAUCGCAGCAGAACCUGAUAAAUCGAAGGAAGCGAGCAAAGUGGAUCAAAAAAAAAGUGCUGCUUGCAAGAAAGCAUUUUAUGGAUGGCAUCAAUUUGGAAAUGUGGGAUGUCCUUAAACCUGGAUCUGAAAAUUAUCACGCAUUGCCCCACUUGGUUCAGGAAACUGCACACAUCUUCCAUCGGGAAAUACCAGGAUCUCAGGUCACAUUUAACGUACCUUGGUCUCCGCAUUGUAAAAUUGGUCGAUGUUUUGAUUACACAGCAAUUGCAAAUGCCUGUGACUUCUUAUUUGUGAUGUCAUUUGACAUAGAACGUAGAACGCUAGGUGAUUGUCUUGCAAAGCCAAAUGCGCCCUAUAACAAGACAUUAGCAGGUCUCUCAGCUUAUAUCAAUCUAGGUAUUGAUUCCAAGAAACUCCUAAUGGGAGUUCCCUGGUAUGGUUAUGACUAUACUUGCCAGCGCUUCCUUGAGGCUGGUAGAUGUGAUUUGACAGUGUUCCAUUUCAGUAAAUCCAGUUGCAGCUUUCGAGCCAGCCGUUGGAUACCGUACAAGGAGAUCAUGAGACACCUGCCGAAAUCACUUAGUGGCAGAUACUGGGAUGAUGACCAUAAAGCCCCCUACUAUAUCUACAUGGUUAAUAAUACACACCACGAGGUUUGGUAUGACGAUCCAGAUAGCAUUUCAUUGAAAUCAUCUAUCGUGAAGAAAUUAAAACUUCGUGGCAUUGGUGUAUGGAUUGGAAAUUUCCUAAACUACGGUGCAAACCCCACAACAGCAGCACAGACAAAAGAGAUGUGGGAUGCCCUAAUUUCCGAAUGAGUGAAGUGUCAAACUGAAAUCAUCUACGAUCCACAUAAAAUAAAUCUUUUAUUUUACAAGUGAACACAGCUUUUUAAAAAAAGGCAAAAUAGUCAUAGA
Chiloscyllium plagiosum (whitespotted bambooshark) is the source of this 1263-nucleotide messenger RNA. Its product is annotated as di-N-acetylchitobiase-like. The record is from RefSeq and is a predicted model, not a curated record. Gene Ontology annotation, biological process: oligosaccharide catabolic process. Gene Ontology annotation, molecular function: chitin binding. NCBI's taxonomy places the organism in Eukaryota, Metazoa, Chordata, Chondrichthyes, Orectolobiformes, Hemiscylliidae.